This is a messenger RNA of Scomber scombrus (Atlantic mackerel), 2457 nucleotides long. RefSeq names its product protein phosphatase 1 regulatory subunit 3G (gene ppp1r3g). The transcript has a single exon. Bases 32 to 823 code for a protein of 263 amino acids. Gene Ontology annotation, molecular function: protein phosphatase 1 binding; glycogen binding. Gene Ontology annotation, cellular component: protein phosphatase type 1 complex. Lineage: Eukaryota; Metazoa; Chordata; Actinopteri; Scombriformes; Scombridae. The record is from RefSeq and is a predicted model, not a curated record. Gene Ontology annotation, biological process: regulation of glycogen biosynthetic process.
GCAGACACACAGGCCGGGCAGCCGGGCAGACAUGUCCCGUUACACCGGGGGAGAGCCCGCGGAGAACGGCCUGGAGCAGCAGGAGGAAGAGGAGGAGGAGGAAGACCUGGACGAUGAGGUGGACGCGUCUCACCUGGAGAAGUUCAUGAGAGACAGGAGGAGAGCUCAGUCCCUGCCCACCUACCCGGCAGCGCUCCUGGACGGCGCCCCCGGUAGUAACGGGAGGAAACGGGUGAAGUUCGCCGACUCGAUGGGUCUGAACCUGGCCAGCGUCAAACACUUCAGCACUCUGGAAGACCCGCAGAUCCCCAGCAAGGUUCUGUCCCGGCACAAGAGCUUCCCGCCACCACAGCAGGACUCACUCACCGAUCUGUGCCAUAGUUUUAAUACCAGUCUGCAGACGGACCGGUUGGUCGCGUGCUUCCCGGAGCCACGAGACCCGGAGAGCAGAGUGCAAAAGCUCCGUGUCUGUCUGGAGAAGGUCUCCAUCACACACUUUGACGUGCGGGGGAAGAUCCGGGUCUUCACCGGCUGCGCUGACAGAGAAGUCGGAGUCAGGUACACCUUCAACAACUGGCUCACCCACGUGGACGCGCAGGCUCUGUCCGUGCCCGUGGAUCAGCCGGGCCUCGUAGGGGAGAGGUACAGCUUCACCGUGUACACGCCGCCCUUCAUGGAGCCCGGCACGGCUGUGCACUUCGCCGUUUACCUGAAGAGUGGGGAGGGGGAGUUCUGGGACAACAACGAGGGGCAGAACUACACCCUCAGGUACUACUGCAUAUCCAGCGGCACGUUUACCAGCGCUGCCUUCCACGCCACCUGACCGGCCUGUGCGUCAUGCAAAAGCUAGCUCUCCAUCUGUGCGUAAAAAACUCUCUAUCUGUGCGUAGAAGCUCUUUAUCUGUACGUAAAAGCUCUUUAUCUGUACGUAAAAGCUCUCUAUCUGUGCGUAAAAGCUCUUUAUUUGUGCGUAAAAGCUCUUUAUCUGUAUGUUAAAGCUCUUUAUAUGUACGUAAAAGCUCUUUAUCUGUACGUAAAAGCUCUCUAUCUGUGCGUAAAAGCUUUUUAUCUGUGCGUAAAAGCUCUUUAUCUGUGCGUAAAAGCUCUUUAACUGUGCGUAAAAGCUCUUUAUCUGGAAGAAAAGCUUUGAUAUCCAUCCGCUGUGCAGUUUUGUGUUCUGAGGUCAGGGAACUAGUUUCAUGCUGCAGUUUUUAAAAAAACACCAAAGAAAAAAACAUCCACACUGUAAAAAAUGUCCAUAGAAUUGACACUGAAAUGCUGUAAAAUGAUUACAUCGAAAAACCUGUAAAUGGAAAUACAAUGGAGCAUUGUUUACUUUACAAUGAUAUUUUGUAAAAAAUACUAAACCAAACAUAACUUUUAAUUUAAAAGAAAGAAUAUGUUAAAAGAAAAAACAUAUUUGUAGAAAAUUACCUAUGCAAAAAGCAAUACCAUGCAGUUUAAAUGACAUUUUUUGUAGAUUUUGAGGGAAAAAUUCAGUUAAACGAUUUAUAUUGUGCCAUGAAAUGUCUUAUAAUCUUAUAUAAUAUAUAAUCUUAUAUCUUAUAUAUCUUAUAAUGAGGCUUUUGCGGUUAAAUAAUGUUGUUUGUUUGGAUUUUUUUUAGUGGAAUUGGACUCUAUGUACAAUAAGCGACAACUAAGCUCAGGCGGCAUCGUGGAGUAGUGGUUUGCACCGUCACCUCACAACCAGAGGGUUCUGGGUUCUAAACCCAUUCUGUGUAGAGCUAGUAUCUAGGCUUCGGUUAACUGGUGACUCUACAUUGACCCUGUGAGUGUGAAUGUAUGUCUCUGCUCUCUCUCUGUGUGUGAUGGACUGCUGACCUGUCCAGGGUUGACUCCGCCUCUUGCCCAAUGACAGCAGGGAUUGGCUCCAGCCGCUACAGAAGAUAAGCAGGAUGGAUGUUUGAUGUAAAGUGGUUUAAUAACAUAAUGGUUGUGCUAAUUCAGCAGAAAUCCAAUGCAAUGCAAUUUUAAACAGUUUUUACACCCGUAAAAACGAUGGGAUUUUAUUUUUUUACAGUGCAGACAAUCAUCCAAAGAAUCCAAAGAUGCUCAUUAGUUCAUGUUCCCUUCAUUUCUACCUUUUCUACCUCUAAGGAUUCAUUUAUCUGAUUGGAAAACUCGUGUUUCUAAAGGACAACAACAACAUUUAUGGAUAUUCUUCUUCUUCUGUUCCACUCGGAUCGAUGGACUCUGGUCAGAACUCUUGCUGACAGUCAGAAACACUCACCUCUGCUCCUGGACUCCUUCUGUUAAUGAGAAUAAAAUAUGUUAAUGAGGCCGGAUUAAGCUGCUGUAGCCUCCUGAUAUAACCGGCCUCUUUAUUAGAUACACCUGUUUUAUCUAAUUCAAUCCAAUGAUGUUUGUUAGUGUCCAUGUGGUUUAGUUUAAAUUUAAAGGGUUAAAAUGUGAAAAUAAACGUAUGAAUAACUUGCA